Molecule: messenger RNA, 591 nt
Organism: Tinamus guttatus (white-throated tinamou)
Lineage: Eukaryota; Metazoa; Chordata; Aves; Tinamiformes; Tinamidae
Source: RefSeq, a predicted model, not a curated record
UUUGACAGUGGUGUGAAGCCAAAAUUUAACAUAAAUCAAGUAGCAAUUACACAGGCGGUCAAUUACAACUUGAGCAGGAAAGAACAGUUGGAAAGAGAAGCCAGGAGGCCGCUCACGCACAGUCGCUACAGCCCUCUCAAUGUCACCGUUAAUGGCAUCCCCUGCAUCCUCUUCUGGGCCAAGAGGAUCAUGAUUAAAUUUAAAAACCACACUCAGCUGGAUUUGACAGAGAAGAUAUUUGGUGUCCAUGCAACCGUGGAUUUUGGAGAUUCUAACUGCAGUGAAGACAGUGCAGUGCUUUCUCUGAAGUUUGGUGACAUUGACAAUCUAAAGGGACUUGUUAUUAGAUUCUUAUUAACAACCAGUUAUAACCAACUGUCUGUUCAAAACUGGUUCAGUUUACACAGAAUGCAACUUCUUUACAACCACUCUGUACAAGCCACAUUCAAUGCAACCAGAAUAUAUGCACCGUCAAGUUACUCCUACCACUGUGACCAUGUGAGCAGCUUGCAGAGAUACAAUGAACUCCUGCUAGCCAGCUCCGCAAACAAUGUUUCGAAGCUCUGGGAAGUCACUUUUAUUGAUUUCCAG